Rattus rattus (black rat) is the source of this 1449-nucleotide messenger RNA. RefSeq names its product matrix metallopeptidase 12 (gene Mmp12). The transcript has 9 exons. The coding region runs from base 1 to 1263 and encodes 420 amino acids. Gene Ontology annotation, molecular function: zinc ion binding; metalloendopeptidase activity. Gene Ontology annotation, cellular component: extracellular matrix. Gene Ontology annotation, biological process: proteolysis; collagen catabolic process; extracellular matrix organization. Lineage: Eukaryota; Metazoa; Chordata; Mammalia; Rodentia; Muridae. The record is from RefSeq and is a predicted model, not a curated record.
AUGACAAAAACAAAAACCAAUAGAAACCUCCUAGAAGAAAAACUCCAGGAAAUGCAGCAGUUCUUUGGGCUAGAAGUAACUGGGCAACUGGACACCUCAACUCUGAAAAUAAUGCACACGUCUCGAUGUGGAGUGCCUGAUGUACAGCAUCUCAGAGCAGUGCCCCAGAGGUCAAGAUGGAUGAAGCGGUAUCUCACUUACAGGAUCUAUAAUUACACUCCAGACAUGAAGCGUGCGGAUGUAGACUACAUAUUUCAGAAAGCUUUUCAAGUCUGGAGUGAUGUCACUCCUCUAAGAUUCAGAAAGCUUCAUAACGGCGAGGCUGACAUUAUGAUACUUUUUGCAUUUGGAGAUCAUGGAGACUUCUACAAAUUUGAUGGCAAAGGUGGUACCUUAGCCCAUGCUUUUUAUCCUGGGCCCGGUAUUCAAGGAGAUGCACAUUUUGAUGAGGCAGAAACCUGGACUAAAAGUUUUCAAGGCACAAACCUGUUCCUUGUUGCUGUUCAUGAGCUUGGUCAUUCCUUGGGGCUGCCGCAUUCCAAUAAUCCAAAAUCAAUAAUGUACCCUACCUACAGAUACCUUCACCCCAACACAUUUCGUCUCUCUGCUGAUGACAUACGCAGCAUUCAGUCCCUCUAUGGAGCCCCAGUGAAAACCCCAUCCUUGACAAAUCCUGGAAGUCCACCAUCAACUGUGUGUCACCAAAGCUUGAGUUUUGAUGCUGUCACAACAGUGGGAGAUAAAAUCUUUUUCUUUAAAGACGGGUUCUUCUGGUGGAGGCUGCCUGGGAGUCCAGCCACCAACAUUACUUCAAUUUCUUCCAUGUGGCCAACUAUCCCAUCUGGUAUUCAAGCUGCUUAUGAAAUAGAAGGCAGAAAUCAACUUUUUCUUUUUAAAGAUGAGAAGUACUGGUUAAUAAACAACUUGGUACCAGAGCCACACUAUCCCAGAAGCAUACAUUCUCUGGGCUUCCCUGCAUCUGUAAAGAAGAUUGAUGCAGCUGUCUUUGACCCACUUCGCCAAAAGGUCUAUUUCUUUGUGGAUAAACAAUAUUGGAGGUACGAUGUGAGGCAGGAACUCAUGGACCCUGCUUACCCCAAGCUGAUUUCUACACACUUCCCAGGAAUCAGGCCAAAAAUUGAUGCAGUUCUCUAUUUCAAAAGACACUACUACAUCUUCCAAGGAACCUACCAAUUGGAAUAUGACCCCCUGCUGCAUCGUGUCACCAAAACAUUGAAAAGUACGAGCUGGUUCGGUUGUUAGGAAGAAUGUAGUGAAGGAUGCUUGCUGGUUUUUGUUUCAUAAACAUUUAUUACAUAUCCACUGUAUGCUCAGGGUGUAACUACAUGGCAAUGAUGUAAUGUGAAAUGAGGCGAGAUAUACAAGCCACAUACACAUAGUUACACAGAAAAGUGCUUUUACAAAAUUAAGCUCUUUUGGUAAACUUUU